Messenger RNA from Penicillium brevicompactum, 2331 nucleotides. RefSeq lists its product as uncharacterized. Gene Ontology annotation, biological process: polynucleotide 5' dephosphorylation; 7-methylguanosine mRNA capping. The record is from RefSeq and is a predicted model, not a curated record. Gene Ontology annotation, molecular function: polynucleotide 5'-phosphatase activity. NCBI's taxonomy places the organism in Eukaryota, Fungi, Ascomycota, Eurotiomycetes, Eurotiales, Aspergillaceae. The transcript has 3 exons. Gene Ontology annotation, cellular component: mRNA capping enzyme complex. Bases 1 to 2331 code for a protein of 776 amino acids.
AUGGAUUUGCGCACGAUCAUGAACACCGACGGCGGCGCCAACCCUCCACCUCCCAGCAACUCGGCCAGCUCGCCCAUUUCCGAUCAAACUUCUCAGAAACGCGCGAAGAAGUCUGCCUCCUACUCUGAGUAUUCUUCACAACCAACCCAGCCCCCUCCAUUGCAGCACCCGCAUCACGCUUCGCCAGAACGAAGCUCAUCUUACGCAUCCGUUCAAUCGCCAUACCACUUCAACUCGGGCCCAACAAUCAAUACUACAGCGAACUCUCAGCGAAGCUCAACACCUCCACAGGCUUCGAUCCCGUACGGCUCUGGCUCGCGUGAUCCAUUUGGCGCGCCGGCAUACGGGUCGCAUCCUCAGCACCCGAGUGCUCCCCUUGUCUCACCCUAUACACCACAAGCAACCAGCGCGGGACCGCAUCACCCGGAACAGCAGACUUAUUUCGCUCAGCAGCGAUCCCAGCAGCGCUCUCAAUCCCUUCAAUCGGUAGUGACAAACCCCCGAGGCCCACCCGAGUCGUUCCGCAGCCCCCCUGCUGCAUCACAACCUCUCCCACAACAUUUCUCACCAUCUGCCCAUCAAGCCGUCCCAGGGACUCCUUUAGGCCCUCCUCCUGCUUUUGCCUCUCGUCAAUCACCGUCGACGAUUCGCCCGCCUUCCUCGGGGCUCGAUGGACACGAUUCUCCGCGCAAUCCCCUUUCCAGUCCAAGACUCGUUCAGGAGAGCCUGAGACGCGACCACAUACACGCUCAACCUCUUGUGACUCAAACCCAAUUCUCUCCUCAAAGCUCUCGACACUCCGAGACCACGCCUCACCCUUCCUCCGCCCUCAAACAAGAUUCGCUCGAGAGUGCGAGUCCGCAUACAGCCUCGCGUCACAACAGCAUCGCCGCAAUAUCAGACCCAGUACCACCCGCUUCCAUUCGCUCCUCUGAGGAUCGAGUGUUCUUAGAGAGCCCUACGACACAAAAGCCGAGCACGGCAGGCUCCGAAUUCUCCACCUCCCCUAUCGUGCCGGCGAGUCAGGUGAACAGUUCCCCCUCAACUGCAAUCACCCGAGGCGCACAUCCACUGAAAAUGGAAGUGGAUCACGAGCCUCAUAUCGAGGCACAACAGCCCAGACAGAAGCGAAGACGGUACAAUGAGCCUCCGAUUUUCGCUCAGCGGACGGCUCGCACCAAAGGCCGAUGCCCAAUUAUCCCCAACCCGCUUCCCCCAAUUCCAAAAGACGCUCGGCAGUCACAAUUGGAAUCAUGGGCUGGGGCCGCUCGCCGAAGAUCCUCUUCCACAAUGGCUGCUGCACCUACUGCAAGAGUCAACCGACCACCCACUGUGCCUUCACCUAGAACCAGUGUGCCCCCCGCGACGACUCCUUCGGUUCCACAGACGGCCAGUGUGCAAGCACCAGGCUCAGUAGGGCCGCUGGGCCCUUGGGAACCGUCCAUCACCGGUGUCAUCCCUUACGAGGAGAUCACCAGAACUCUUGGCGAUUUCUUAUUCAAGCAUGUAGUGAUGAGAACCGAUGUGAACGCGGGAGAUGCAGGCUCUGUGGGACAAGGAACUGUCAUUGAAAUCGAGGCAAAGUUGGGUCACGUCAUUGACAUGGACAGUCGAGAUCGAAUCCAACUUCCUGUCUUGACUGAGAGCGUGAUCAACAAGGAGAACGGACGGUUCCGGACUUCUUUCGAGAGCAAAAUGACUGUUGAACAACACCGAGCCAUGAACAACUUCCUCAAUGACACCGUCAAAGCGUCACUCCCCCAACAAAACCCAUCCCGUAUCCCCCUCGCCUAUGUGCACACGAAAGAACGCGACACAUUCUACGAGAUCCAACCCGCAGAGCUCCCACCGAUCAUCCGCCAGAAUCUGAACCCGAGACACAAACCCAAGGUUCGAGUAACAACCGACCAGCGAACGGGAGAAGUUCUGGCCAAGAUCGUCAAAUGUCGAGUGGCCGAUUUAGAUGUUUGCAGUCCACGAACCACAGUUGAUUGGCGCGUCAGCGUCAACCUCGAAAUGGAGUACACCGGCGACAUCAGCAAUCUCCCCGUGAUAGAUCCCGCAGUUACAAAAGGCGGACGAGGCGAUCGUAACAAAGAUCGCAUGAGCUACCGCCACUUGGCAUACCAGGUUGACUUGACCCAAGUGGCCAAGAGCGAUCAACCGGGUAGAAACGAGUUCGAGCAUGAACUUGAAAUUGAGAUGUCGGCCGCUGAGCUCCGCCGCCAGGGUCAGCUCGCUAUCGCGGGUGACCCGCAGAACCAGUAUGAGGACCUUGUCAAGGGCUUCGUGGAUAAUAUUCGCGUGCUGGCAAGAGCUGUCCCCCAAUGA